This is a messenger RNA of Synchytrium microbalum, 762 nucleotides long. RefSeq lists its product as uncharacterized. The transcript is spliced from 8 exons. Lineage: Eukaryota; Fungi; Chytridiomycota; Chytridiomycetes; Synchytriales; Synchytriaceae. The record is from RefSeq and is a predicted model, not a curated record. The coding region runs from base 1 to 762 and encodes 253 amino acids.
AUGAGUGCGAUGAUGAUGGGGAGGCUGAAGAAGGAGCUCAAGCAGCUUGAGGAAAAUCCGCCCACUGGGAUUACUUGCUGGCCAGACGAAAAGGAUAUACGAGUUCUACACGCUGAAAUACAAGGACCUGAAUCAACUCCAUACAGAGGCGGGGUCUUUAAGCUGGAGAUUCAGCUGGGUGAUAGAUAUCCAUAUGAACCACCAACUACCAGAUUCAUCACACCAAUCUAUCAUCCAAACGUGGACGGCGAGGGUCGAAUUUGUUUGGACUUGCUCAAAGGUGGACCGCCAAAAGGUCAAUGGAAGCCUACUCUGAACAUCAACGCAGUCUUGACAUCAAUCCAAAUAUUGAUGCAAGACCCCAAUCCCGACGAUCCACUUGAAAUCGACAUUGCAAACGAAUACAAAGCCGACAGAACCCUAUACCAUGACAACGCAACCAAACAUACCCAAAAGCAUGCAAAAGGAAACUCAAUACAGAUAGACAAGUCAGAGCUUCUACCACCACUAGCGCCAUUAAUGUCAUCAUUGGGUCGCAGGGAACGACGAGAAGUACCAACUCCAACAUCACAUACUGUGAAACCGUCAUCAUCUAUACCCCACUCUCCUGUACACGGUAAUGUACAGUUCGGAGGUCUUGUUGGCGCACCGACGUCGCCCCGAACAGUAAAACGCUCAUCCUUGAAUCUCAACUUCAAGAAGAAUGCUGUUGGUGACUCGCAAUCUGCCAAAAGAGCAAAACUUGAUGCAGACGUGCUAUAA